This is a messenger RNA of Sorex fumeus (smoky shrew), 1395 nucleotides long. RefSeq names its product PWWP domain containing 4 (gene PWWP4). The coding region runs from base 1 to 1395 and encodes 464 amino acids. The transcript has a single exon. The record is from RefSeq and is a predicted model, not a curated record. Lineage: Eukaryota; Metazoa; Chordata; Mammalia; Eulipotyphla; Soricidae.
AUGUGUCCAGAUUUAUCAUCCCUUCCCGCAGAUGAACUGCAGCAAGCUCCCAAGAGAGGAGGCCCAGACUUCACAGCCUCGCAUUACACAGUGAAGGAGAACUGUUCAGGGGAAUCUGCAGCAUUGCCCCUGGCUUUCAUCAACCUGGUAGCCCCAGCCCUGGUCAGAGGCGUGCAGGACUCCUGGCCAGCGGCCCAGCCUCUCCCCUGGAAGCGUGCUCCGGCCGCAGAGAGUGCUGAGGACCCUGGAGAAGGCACCUCCUCUGGCACCUCAUCCAUGGCAGGUUGGCAAGGACCCUCCACAGCAUCCUCCAGCACCGCUCACCCAAGGGUGCCCUCUCUGGCAAGCAGAAGAGGGAAACGGCAAGCCCCCACGUCUCACGCAGCUCCCCAAGAACUGCAUUCUUCCUUUCACUCCACGGCCACCCACGCCAGCACCACUGCUGAAGAGGAUGGUGGCCAGGAGGUGGGAGAGCCCACUGGCGUGGCCUUCCCGCAGGGCCCUCCCGCCAUCCAGAGAGGCUCGCUGGUCUGGAUGAAGUUCCAGCACCACCCGUACUGGCCCGCAGUGGUGAAGAGCACGUGCAAAACUGAGAAAACGGCAAGGGUGCUUUUGAUCGAGGCAUACAUGCCCACGGAAAGGAGGGGCAUUCAAGUUCCUCUGCGCAGACUGAAGCAUCUGGAUUGCAGAGAGAAAGAGACCCUAGUGAAGAGGGCCAGCAAGCACUACCAGCACGCGGUGAAUUGGUGCUUGGCGCUGGUGGCCCAGUAUGCCGAGGCGCGUGCCCGCAGGUCUUUCCGUGGCUCUUUCUUGGCCUUCUAUUCCACCGACGCCAGCUCUUCCUCCAGGAAAGCCAUCAAAGACUGUGAGGUCCCAAUCAGCUUCCCAGAGGUGAAUUAUGCCGACCUGGAGGACUGGGAGGAGGAAGACGGAUGGCCAGGUGGGAUGCCCCGGUGUAAGAAAAUUCUCCCUGACCGCAUGAAGGCUGCGUGGAACCGAGAAAACCAGAAGCUAGUGGAUUUCAUCGUCAAGAGGAAGGGGGCCGACCCGCACCUCCUGGACAUUGUCCACGGCAGGAAGUACUCCCAGUGGCUGGCGUCCUUUCUCAAGUCAGCCAGGUAUGUGAUCUGCGUUGAAACGUACCUGGAGGACGAGGACCAGCUGGAUGCCGUGGUGAAACAUCUACAGACGGUCUACAGGGACAUGGGCCGGAGGAUGAAGAGGGUGGUCAGAAAUGACCCAGUGAGCUUUGUUCUGGAGGUGCUCCUCCCAGAAGCUAUAAUCUGUGCCAUCUCUGCCCUGUACGGCUUGAAGUACGACGACGCGGAAACCAAGUACCUGGAGGGGCCACCCUGCACACACGGGAAAAGGAACUGUUUGACAGGAAAAUCCUAA